GCGGCGGCCGCGGGGCGCAGGCUGAUGACGCGUUGGGCCGGCCUGGGAGUCUCCACUUCCUGGAGUCGCCGGCCGGGGCCGCUCGCUGUACUCAGCGCCGGAGCCGGGAGCCCGCGGCCGCCGCCAUGUCCCACCAGACCGGCAUCCAAGCAAGUGAAGAUGUUAAAGAUAUCUUUGCCAGAGCAAGAAAUGGAAAAUACAGACUUCUGAAAAUAUCUAUUGAAAAUGAGAAACUUGUUAUUGGAUCGUGUAGUCAACCUUCAGAUUCCUGGGAUAAGGAUUAUGAUUCCUUUGUUUUACCCCUGUUGGAGGACAAGCAACCGUGCUAUAUAUUGUUCAGGUUAGAUUCUCAGAAUGCCCAGGGAUAUGAGUGGAUAUUCAUUGCAUGGUCUCCAGAUCAUUCUCAUGUUCGUCAAAAAAUGUUGUAUGCAGCAACAAGAGCAACUCUGAAAAAGGAGUUUGGAGGUGGCCACAUUAAAGAUGAAGUAUUUGGAACAGUAAAGGAAGAUGUAUCAUUACAUGGAUAUAAAAAAUACUUGCUGUCACAAUCCUCUCCUGCCCCAUUGACUGCAGCUGAGGAAGAAUUACGACAGAUUAAAAUUAAUGAGGUACAGACUGACGUGAGUGUGGACACUAAGCAUCAAACACUGCAAGGAGUGGCAUUUCCUAUUUCUCGAGAAGCUUUUCAAGCUUUGGAAAAAUUGAGUAACCGACAGCUCAACUAUGUGCAAUUGGAAAUAGACAUAAAAAAUGAAAUAAUAAUUUUGGCCAACACAACAAAUACAGAACUAAAAGAUUUGCCAAAGAGGAUUCCCAAGGAUUCAGCACGUUACCAUUUCUUUCUGUAUAAACAUUCCCAUGAAGGAGACUAUUUGGAGUCUAUAGUUUUUAUUUAUUCAAUGCCUGGAUAUACAUGCAGUAUAAGAGAACGGAUGCUGUAUUCUAGCUGCAAGAGUCCUCUGCUAGAAAUUGUAGAAAGACAACUACAAAUGGAUGUCAUUAGAAAGAUUGAGAUAGACAAUGGUGAUGAGCUGACUGCGGACUUCCUUUAUGAAGAAGUACACCCUAAGCAGCACGCACAUAAACAAAGUUUUGCAAAACCUAAAGGUCCUGCAGGAAAAAGGGGAAUUCGAAGACUAAUUAGGGGUCCAGCUGAAACUGAAGCCACUACUGAUUAAUAUCAUUAUAUUAAGUGUUACAAUACUAGUUUUUUAAAAGUCCAACUUUUAGUACAGGAGAACUAAAAUCAUUCCAUGUUGAUAUGUAGUAGAGAAAAAAUUUGAACUUUUUGAAAAAUAGCACUUUUCACUUCUGUGUGUUUUUAAAAUUAAUGUUAUAGAAGUCUCAUGAUUUCUAUUUUUGAGUUAAAGCUAGAAAAGGGUUCAAUAUAGUGAUGUUUAAUUUUGUCACACUGUUUUCAGAGUGAUGAUUCCACACUGUCACAGAAUUCUUCAAGUUUUAUACAGUUGGGCCAAUUCCAGAAAGUCUAAUGUCUGAAAGUAAGGUGUACUUCCUAUUACUAUUUAGUGAGACAAAAUUUUUUCUUUAAGGGAGAAAGGCCUUAAAAUAUUCAUACUAUUUAAGGAUUAUGUAAUACCUUAAUCAAUAAAGAAAAAAAAAGAAUCAGGUUAGAUUAUUUUCUAAGCUGAAGAUUAGUGUGCCUAAGAAGAGGUGGAAAGUUGCUUACUUUGAGGAGCAGGCUAACUCUCAGAGUGGGAUCAUGUUUGCAACUUUUAGAAACAGUGCUUUCUUGCAGCAGUCUUCUAUUUCACUUUUUGGUUUUUUAAAUGGCAUUAAAAUUUCAGAAGAUCAGCUCACUCUGAAACCUUAAGGGCACAAGAUAUUUUCUGUAGUGCAGGAUUUCUCAUGUCAUUGGAAGACAUGUUUAUACAGCUUUAGUACAUUCUCUUUCUAAUGCUUUAAAAAUUUCUAUUUCAAAAGUAAGUCAUUGUAAGUAGUGUGAGGCCAAAUAUUUACGUUCAAUUGAAUGUAAUAUUGUAGAUUUAAUAUAAUUCCAAAGCAAAUAUUUAAAGUCAGUAAUACUGAAAACAUCAAGAUUGAUUUCUCUACAAAACCAUAUAUUUAUAGGAAAAUUGUGUUCUCUAUCAUUUUUGAGCAAAUAUUCAGAUUUAACCAAACUGUUUUAAAGUCCCAGUACUUGGCCUAACACAGAUGAACACUAAAGAAUCUUGUUUCGAUUUUUAUCUUAUUUCAAGAUACAUUUAACUGUUUUCCAAAGCUUUGCGUUUUUAUCUACAACCUACAGAGAUUUUGAGCCUCAUUUUUCUUUGAUACUUGAAAUAGAGGGAGCUAGAACACUUCAUCAUGUUUAAUCUAUUAAACCUGCUGCGAGAGCCAUAACUUGGAGGUGUUUUCUAAAUGAACUGUGGGGAUCCAGAAUUCAGAAUUUUUUGAUCUAAACUUUAUGCUGCGUAAAACAAUAUCAGAAAUGCACAUUUCAUAGUAUAAAAUACAAAACACUCACUUUUACACAUUAUUACCUAAGGUAAUAUAUGCACCUUUCAGAAAUUCGAUGUGUGUUUGAGUAAAGCAUAUUAGAGUAAUUAUAGGUUGACAGAUUUUCUUUCCUAGAAUUAAAUAAGUAUUUGUGUGGGGUUUUGUUUGUUUACAAUUAAUCAGACUAUUAUGUUUGUGCAAAAUAAUCAACAGUAAUGUUGCACUUGUUUACUAAAGAUAUAUUUUAAGUUGUUUCAUGGGUGCACACAUAGACACAACAUACACACAAAUUCCUGCAUUGAGAAUCCUGAAGCUGUUGUUUUUAGUCAGGAAGAUUGUUCAUCUGUCAUAAAAUAAUUUAGCAGUGAAUGUUUUUCUGUACUAUCCAUGUGCAAUUAUACUCUAAAUUCCACUACACUACAUGAAAGUAAAUGAACAUUCCAGAAUAUAGAUGUGAUUAUAGAGUCUUAAAACUAAUUAUUAUUAAACCAAUGAUUGUUGAAAAAUCAGUGAUGCAUUUGUUAUAGAGUGUAACUCAUCGUUUACAGUAUAUUUUAGGUGGUGUCAUCAUAACAAUAGAAGGUGAAUAACGUAUUCCCAAUAAAUUUAUAUAGCAUUGAAGAAUUACGCCUUCUGUGGACAUUUUAUAAGUGCAUUUUAUAUUGCAAUAAAAAAUUUUUCUCUUUAAA
Messenger RNA from Myotis daubentonii (Daubenton's bat), 3146 nucleotides. It is a transcript of the gene TWF1, whose product is annotated as twinfilin actin binding protein 1. Gene Ontology annotation, molecular function: actin filament binding; actin monomer binding. NCBI's taxonomy places the organism in Eukaryota, Metazoa, Chordata, Mammalia, Chiroptera, Vespertilionidae. Gene Ontology annotation, biological process: barbed-end actin filament capping; positive regulation of neuron projection development; regulation of lamellipodium assembly. The record is from RefSeq and is a predicted model, not a curated record. Gene Ontology annotation, cellular component: myofibril; cytoplasm; actin filament.